GCAAUGGCCACCUCCGCAGAGCCUAAACUUUCGCCCACGAUUCGACAGGGCGUGCUAAACCUCCCGGGGGCAACGUUCGAGACGCAGCGCACCGCCGAGCGGCUGCUCGCCGAGGACCGCGAGCGGCACCACUGCUUCUGGGGCCGCGUCGGGUUCCACAACCACCUCAGCCACCACAUCCUCGCAGCGUACGACCUUGGUGCGCCGGCGGCGCUGCUGCAGAAGAUCUUCGAUGCGGAGAGCAAAGAGCCGUGGGACCUAUACACAAUGAACCGCACCGAGGGGGGCGCGGUCGAGCCGCUGCAGGAAGAAGUGUCUGCGGAGAACUGGACGAGGUUCUUGGGUGACGGAAAAUACUACCCGAGCUACCUCGCCUUCUUUACGCGCGAGGUCGUGGCUCACGGCACGGGCGAGACUCUGGAGAAGUAUAUCUUCGCGCCUGCGGCCAACGGGAACGGGGCACAGAUGCUGUUGCGGUUCAUCGGGGGAGCCCUGCACCCGCUGAUCCAGAUGGGGUAUGCGGUCGAGUUCGGCAGUGACCCCAUGGUCGCGCAAGCUCUGGCCCAGACGGCCGUCCACGAUGCGUUCCAGCCGGAUCUAUUCGACCUCACAAGCGCGCCUCCCCCUCAAGACACACUCACCUACAAAUCGACAGAUCACACUCACCGCCAGCCCUCCAAAGGCCAUUCCCUCCUCUCCAUCCUCCGCCAAGCAUACGACUCCGACAUCAUGAAGCCCGUCAUGCCCUACGAUCCCGACGCGCUUCUCUCUGCGCGUCUCCGCGCAGCCUGCGCCGACGGCCGCCCCGCCGAGAUCCGCCGUCUGUCCGCUCUCUGGCAGAUCGACACAGCGCGCGGACAGGCGGAGCUUGACGACAAGGCCGAGGAGCUCCUCUGGGCGGCGACGCUGCUGCUCGUCGGCUCGGGAAGGCGCGGACGCGCGCCGCGACUCGAUUUCUUCCUUAUGCACAUGCUGAACGCGUCGCUGUUCGUGCCGUCGCUGCUCAAGGCGGUGCCGAGUAUGGAGUCGCGGGCGACGCUGCUGCGCGCGCUGGUCCCGGUGCUGCUCAUCUACCUCACUGUGCGCGGGCGGCCGCGCAUCGACGCGGAGCUCGCGAUGUCGUACACGGACGCGCCGCGCGCGCCGAAUGAGCAGCGCCUGCAGCCGGACGCGUCGGCGAUCGGAAGUCCGCAGGAGCCUGCAGACUUCAAUCCGUGGCCUGCGAUGGUGGCAUCGGUGGUGUACGCUCCGGACGCGCACACGCUGAAAGCUGUGAGGACGAUGUACUACGCUGCGCAGCGGUAUGGCCGUACCCCGCCGGGUGGCGCGAUUGGAGCAUUCGACACGGAGGGACGCGAGACGCACGCUGGUAUUGCGAAGGUCGAUGGGUCCAUCUUCGUGCGCGCGGCGGGGGUGGUGAUGGAUACGCUUGGGUGGGUCACUCAUGGGCAGAAGGAGGGAUCUUGGGAUAGGAGCGCGCUGGGAUGGGAUGAUGCGUGGAAGAACGAAGACUGAGACGACACGCGCUGUUGAAGCUGUAUCCCUUGCUCGUCAGAGCAAGGAUCUCCACCCUCAUACGAGGGCCUCAAAACCGUGCGCUACGUCAUUG
Messenger RNA from Trametes versicolor FP-101664 SS1, 1609 nucleotides. RefSeq lists its product as uncharacterized. Gene Ontology annotation, molecular function: oxidoreductase activity. The coding region runs from base 4 to 1515 and encodes 503 amino acids. The transcript has 6 exons. NCBI's taxonomy places the organism in Eukaryota, Fungi, Basidiomycota, Agaricomycetes, Polyporales, Polyporaceae. The record is from RefSeq and is a predicted model, not a curated record.